ACAAUAUUUCAGUUACCUUAACAAUACAGCAAUCCUCUUCAAGAUCAGAAGUCGCAAUGAAGAACUUAAUCGGUGGAAAUGUUCCCAUGAGUUCAGCAGUAUGUUCAUUUGAAAGUCAGUCAAAAAGACUACUAUCCCUAUCUUCUUGCCAAAACCAUAUUCCAUCUGCAACAGCAAAGAUCUUAUCUAAAUCAAAGCAACGAAAAUCUGUGAUUAGUAAGAUGAACAAACUGGGAGAAAGGAUGGAUUGUCUUGCACAAGGCAUCCGUGAGCAUGUGAGCCUAAGCCCAAAGCUAACAGAGACUGUAAAGGGUAAAUUGAGCCUUGGAGCAAAAAUUCUUCAAGUAGGAGGGUUGGAGAAGAUAUUCAAGCAGAAGUUUAGUGUUAGAGAUGAUGAAAAAUUAUUGAAGGUUUCUCAAUGCUAUUUAUCAACUACAACUGGUCCAAUAGCAGGCCUUCUCUACAUCUCUACCGAUAAGAUUGCUUUCUGCAGUGAGAGAUCAAUAAAGCUCUUAUCUCCAACUGGAAAGUUGCUUAGAAUCUACUAUAAGGUGUCGAUCCCAAUAAGUAAGAUAAUGAAAGCAAAAGAAAGUGAAAAUAGGGAAAAACCAUCACAGAAGUAUAUACAAGUAAUUACAGAGGAUGAUUUUGAUUUCUGGUUUAUGGGAUUCCUUAAUCAUCAAAAGACUGAGAGAUGUCUGCAGCAGGCAAUUUCAAGUACUUCAAGCAGCUAAGAAGAUAACUACUUUUUUUCUCAUUUUGAUUUCUAAUACGCCCAUUCAUCAAUGUAAAAUGUUGAUGCAAAACCGAAUGUACAGAUCUUUUCAAACUUGUAAUUAGCUCCAUUGCUCAAAGGAGGCUUUAAGCCUUUGAGCCGUAGCAGUCAACACAAAUGUAUAGACUUAUUGUAAAACUAAGGCAGUCAGAAGGCUAAUUCAUCUUUUGGGACUUGC
Messenger RNA from Solanum dulcamara, 953 nucleotides. Its product is annotated as putative GEM-like protein 8. The record is from RefSeq and is a predicted model, not a curated record. The transcript has 4 exons. NCBI's taxonomy places the organism in Eukaryota, Viridiplantae, Streptophyta, Magnoliopsida, Solanales, Solanaceae. Bases 57 to 734 code for a protein of 225 amino acids.